GAUAUCAAGUUAUCUCUACAAGCCUCAAAGACGGAGGUGAAUCAUUUAAAAGAGCUUCUAGAUAAGGAAUCUAAUGUAUGCAAUGCUCUUAAAUCAGAGCUGCAGAAGACAGUAGAGGAACUUCAAAGAGUAAACAGUACUACUGCUUCGCUAAUGGAAGAGCGUGAAGAGAUUGCCGCACAAUUACGACUUGCGCAGAGUGACGCCACUGCAAUAUCGCAGGCGGCACGUGUGCGUCAGUCGGAGUUGCAGUCGGAGGCACUGGCGGCAACUGUGCGGGAACACCGUGCGUUAACUCUCGCUGCGGCGCUGGAGCGAUCUCUCUUACUUGCGGUCUCCAAUAAGGCGGAGUGCACCGCCCGACUGCGGCUUCUCACAAUGAAAACAGAAGAAGAAAAUACGAAUUCCAAUGAAGUCUAUGAACUCUAUGAAAGACGAUUGAAAGAGCAGUUGUUAGCAUCUAUGGCACUUAUCGCCCGCAAUGCCUCCCACAUGUUGGCACGUCGUUAUUUAUCACAUUGGGGUCGUGUGUGUUAUUUGACGCGCUGUCAACGAAUGGCACGUCUGCAGCGUGAGAACAGAGAACGGCAGCGGGAACUCACACUGUGGUGUGAACAUCUUUCUCUCGCUAACAGCGGCGGUAUAUGGGGAGAUGCGGGAGAGCAGGCAGCGGCAGCAGCCGUAGGGAAUAUACACAGUACGGCCACCACACGAACAAGAACUCCUCUUGCCAUAACUGGUACUACUAAUACUAAUACUAUUAAUACUAAUAAUAAUACUAUUAAUACUACUAGAGCAAUAUCAGAGAGAAGGAAUCGUAGUAGUACUACUGCUGCUAGUGGUUCUCGUACAGUUGUGGAUACCGCAGAAACGGACACCGUGACACAGUUAGACGCAAAAGAUGCUCAUUCACUGCUGGACUUGAGAUGUAUGUUGACAAGAGAGCGUGAAAUAACUGCGAAACUUAUAUUGGAGCGUAAUGCAUUGCGGGAGGCAUUGCGGGAUAGCACGGCAGUCAAUACUGAACUGCUCCAGCAGCUGGAAAGUAAACUCGAGUCAACGUCUCACCCAGCGGCGGUGUAG
Trypanosoma theileri is the source of this 1083-nucleotide messenger RNA. RefSeq lists its product as uncharacterized. The record is from RefSeq and is a predicted model, not a curated record. The transcript has a single exon. The annotation marks the transcript as partial. NCBI's taxonomy places the organism in Eukaryota, Euglenozoa, Kinetoplastea, Trypanosomatida, Trypanosomatidae.